AUGCAACUUCAAAAUCUUACUGCGCACAUUGAAUCUUUGCUCAAGACCACAAUUUUUCCUUCUUUAGCCCAGACCGAUGCGCUACCAUCACAACCCUUGGUCCCAUUGAAUCCCAAUCGAGUUUACAAGGUCACCCGAUACCUACUCAUUUGCUUAUAUGAGAAUUUGACGGGCCCGCUUAUUCCGUCCGUGCUUCAAUAUGUAAGGGACAAGUUGUCCAGUAAAAGGAGGACAAUAUCCGCCAAGAAAAACGUCAAAUAUGGGCCGAAAGAACGCAAUCGUCUUGAUAUCUACUAUCCCGAUCGGGGUUCCACCAAGGAUAAUUCACGUGCUGGAUUUCCUGUGAUCAUCUUAAUUAGUACUUCCUGGAAUUCUGGAAACCGCGCGACUUGUAUUCCUGUGGCCGAGAAUCUCAUAAGCCAAAGAUAUGUCGUUGUGGUUCCGGACAUCACCCUUUAUCCAGAGGGAAAAAUCUCGGAGAUGGUUGCAGAUGUUCAACAGUGCAUGUUUUGGACAAGCGCCCGUAUACGCCAAUAUCGUGGUGAUCCCUCUCAAAUUUAUCUCAUGGGGCAUGCCGCGGGAGCAGUGUUGUCAGCUUUAACAGUAAUUCACCAUGCCUGUGCUACGUUGCGCCUCCUUCCACCCAACAACACGCGAUUACAUCUUCCCGUUUGGAACGAAACAGCUAAGAAGGGACUUGAGCACGUUCACGCCAUGCCUCGAGUAAUGGGGAAUACCGCCGAAUCUUUACGACAAUGUUCGCCUGCACAUUUAAUCCACAAUGUGUUGAUGAGCACACAAAAGUACGAAAAGUUUAGGAAGCUAUUACCAGAAAAGACGGUAUUGAUUCAUGGCGCAAAUGAUACCUUCAAUCCAUCGAUAACUGCGCGAAAUUUUUAUUAUCUACUUAACUCUAUGGGAGUAUCAGUGCAAUUCAAGAUUUAUAAAGAUAUCAAACACAUUAGUCCUCGUAUAGACUUGAUUGCUCCUAGCAAGAAAUUGUGUACGCUUUUAUUGGACGACAUCAGAGAAUGCUGUCAGAUGAGUGAUGACCCAAUAGUAAAGAAAAAAAGUUGGGAUGAGCGAGAGGAGUGA
Messenger RNA from Acaulospora colombiana, 1095 nucleotides. The record is from the annotation of a GenBank genome assembly. Lineage: Eukaryota; Fungi; Glomeromycota; Glomeromycetes; Diversisporales; Acaulosporaceae.